Closterium sp. Naga37s-1 is the source of this 1725-nucleotide messenger RNA. Lineage: Eukaryota; Viridiplantae; Streptophyta; Zygnematophyceae; Desmidiales; Closteriaceae. The record is from the annotation of a GenBank genome assembly.
AUGGGUGUGUUACGAAAAAGUUUUCACGAGAUUGUAGCCUCCCCAUAUGCGUCCACUUCCGUCCCCUAUAUCUCCCCCGCCCCCUCCCCCGUCCUCCGAGUUCGUCUUUCUCCUCCCUUUGCCUUUCCCGAUGAUAUUUCCCUCUCCCCGUACCAGAUCUUCUGUUUAUUGUCGUGCGCUGCUAUCGUGGCUGCUGCUUCUAACGCGCCUUCUCUCACCGAAUCGCCCUCCACGCCAUCCACUUCUAUCGAGUCUGCUUAUAACGCAGCUGAUCAUCCCAGAGAUCUUCCUGUAUGCCCCACCCCCCCUUCGCCCCAUCCCCCCUUCGCCCCAUCCCCCCUUCGCCCCAUUCUCCCUUCGCUGCUCUCCCCCUACGCCCCACUCCCUCCCCCCCUUCCUCCUUGGUGCCCCCCUCUCGCCCUCAUUCUCUCAGAAGCUUCUCCGACGCCCAAAAGAACCUUCUCCGAACUUUCAUCCGCUCCUUCAGCAGCACUGAAGGCACAGGUGAGAGAGUUGUUCAAGGCAGCAGCACUGAAGGCACAGGUGAGAGAGUUGUUCAAGGCAGCAGCACUGAAGGCACAGGUGAGAGAGUUGUUCAAGGCAGCAGCACUGAAGGCACAGGUGAGAGAGUUGUUCAAGGCAGCAGCACUGAAGGCACAGGUGAGAGAGUUGUUCAAGGCAGCAGCACUGAAGGCACAGGUGAGAGAGUUGUUCAAGGCAGCAGCACUGAAGGCACAGUCUCUAACUGGUGGCGAACCAACAACCUCUAUUAUGACUGCAAUGGCCGCUACGUCUCCUCCUCUGUCCGCCUGCCCAAAGGAGCACCACUCGCUGACUGGUGGCGAACCAACCAACACCUCUAUUACGACUGCAACGGCCGCCCUGUCUCCUCCCUCCUCUGUAAUCUUAGCAAAGGAGCACCACGGACCAGCACGUGGGCAAAGGAAAACUGCGUCUUUUUCUCCCUCUCCUCCCCCAACAGUCGCUGACUGGUGGCGAACCAACACUUUGUAUUACGACUGCUAUGGCCGCUACGUCUCCUCCUCUGUGAGGCGCCCCCUCAAGCUGCUGUUUGGGCUCAAGUCGAUUCGCCGGGUGGUGAAGACGCGGGUGAAGGCUGGCUCGUUUCCCCUUGACGAGGAUGGAGUGUACUUUGUGAUUGGCGAUGGGAGCGUUGCUCAGCUAGGGCGCCAUGUGCAGUGCUCCUCACUUCCUCCUAUGUUUAUCCCCUCACCUCUCCUCACCUCACAUAGCUUCCCCCCCAAACAGAGGGACAAUGAGGGCGCCAUGUGCAGCACUUACUGCGGGUGGCACGACUUUCGGGACAAUGAAGGAGCCAUGUGCAGCGCUUACUGCGGGUGGCACGACUUUGUGCGGAUUCGAAAGAAGCUUAUCAAAGUGGCUUAUGUGGGUAGCCCUGUCAAGUGCCCCAGCAGCUGCUGGCUCGCUGCCUUUGCAUUCAACGACAGCCCCAACAGCGAUAAGUCGUUCGACUCGCUGCUCUCCACCUUCGCGCACGAGCUGGCAGAGGCGACGAGUGACCCGUAUGUGACCAAUUGUGGGGUGGGGGGAGUGGGGUGGGAAGACGCGGUUCGAUUUGACUCGCUGCUCUUCACCUUCGCGCACGAGCUGGCAGAGGCGACGUGUGAUUCGUAUGUGCUGAAUUGGUACGACGCUGCUGAGCUGGGCAGGAGAACGCCGACCUAUGCGCCUGGAAGUGAGUAA